Molecule: messenger RNA, 1494 nt
Organism: Pseudomyrmex gracilis
Lineage: Eukaryota; Metazoa; Arthropoda; Insecta; Hymenoptera; Formicidae
Exons: 3
Coding region: 1012-1410 (132 amino acids)
Source: RefSeq, a predicted model, not a curated record
CAGAUAAAAACGAGAAAACUAUGAGCGCGCAUAUACGUAUAUACACAACGCAGUUUACGUGUAAACACGUAUGAUAAUUUUUUUUUAACAUAUAUCUUAACACCACGUGGCUACGUGUGUUGUAGUGCGAGCAUAAAUUAUUCUUAUGUUGUUCAGAAAACUGCGCAGCGCAGUCUUGUGGUAAAUAUUACGUCAAAAUUGCUGCUAUUAAUAACAGUGUGUGUGUGUGUGUGGAGGGACGGGUGCGCAUGUUGUUUACAAAAUUCCAUGUUGACGGUAGAUAAUACCGGUCAAUAGAAUUUCACAUAACAGCGCGAUCUAAAAUUAAGAAACUGUUUCAUUUCUCUCCGCUCGAGAUAGUUUUCUCUUAUUUCAUGAGCUUCUUUACUUCGUCGUAAGUUUUCUGAUAUCUUAUAAAAUCGUUGCUAUUUUUCUUUUCCCUUUGUCUCUUUCUCUCUAUUUCUAUCGCUUCAUAUUUCAACGAGAUUACACGCUCAGAAGCGACAAAAAUUUCUUAACUAUUUUUAACUCGGUAUUGCAUUGAAUUUUAAAAGAGAGAGAGAGUUUUUUCUCGUUUCAAAGUUUCAACAUUCAGACCAAUUCAAACAUUGUAUUUGGUCAAACAUUUAUCAACGACUGCAUAUCACGCGCUGAUAAUUUGUAUUUUUUUGUUUUACAACCUACGUCGUAGAACAAAAAGUUCCGUGAAUUCUUUGUUAUCUCCGAUUAUUGAUGAUAUCAGAUUCAAUGAAGAUACGCGAAUGUGUUCGAUUGGAACAAACAAGCGUUUAACUGAUGAAUCAGAAUUAAGGUCACAAACAUGAUAGCGACGUGUCUGACGUAUAUGUGUUUACGAGAUCGAGCAUGUAAUUGCAACAUCUUGCCACCAACUGUGAACAAACAACAUAAAUGAGAAAACAUCAAUAAGAGAUGUGCGUAUGUGUGUGUGUAAAUAAAAUUGUAGACGUCGAGAGGCGUAAUUUGUAAAAUAAGAAACGAAAUAUUCUAGACAUGUUGACUCUCUCUCUACAGUCGCAGGCACCCUGGUUAGAUGCCGCAUUCUCUCCUAUUCAGAUUUAUUUGAAGCUCUGUCACGGGAUUGCUGCGCAAGAAAAUAGGUUUGAUUUUGCCGAGCGAUGCAAGAGCAAGAAGACUGUUCGUCACAUCUGGUGUGGCUUGAAAAAAUUACAAGAGAUUGAGGCUGAACCCGGCAAACCACGCUGUACGAACACAACGAUCAUCAAUUGCUGUUUUACCCUGAGGAACUCGUCAGAUAUUAUUCGCCCGGUUAUCAGGAGAGCAUUCUGGAAGCCGUGGAGCAGUAUCAGCCUAAGUGAUCACAUCGCGCCGAUCGAACGAUCACGUGGAUUCGAAUCUGUCAUCGUCUCGUUACAACGAUUGUUGAUAUAAAAUACACACGUGUCUCAAUGUAACAUAUAUAUAUAAAUGCGUGUACACGUCGUUUUAUACGUCACGUUCCGUGGUGUCCGCACA